AUGACCUCCAACCCGCAACACGAGGAUGAUACGAUGCCCGAGGAGACGCAGGGCUACAAGCUCUCCCAGCCAAAGCAGAGCUUGGCUGAGUAUCAGCAAAUGGACGCCGGCGACGAGUCUCUCCAGCGCUACAAGGAAUCUCUCGGUCUCGGUGGUGGCAAGGACAUCUCCGACCCCAACGAUCCCCGUGUGUGCAUCAUCCAGUCUCUUACCCUCGACGCCCCCGGCCGCGACCCCGUCACCAUCGACCUGUCAGCCCCUGGCAGCGAGGCCACCCUCAAGGACAAGCCCUUCAAGAUCAAGGAGGGUUCCAAGUUCACCAUGAGCGCAAAGUUCAAGGUUCAGCACGAGAUUCUAAGCGGCUUGACCUACGUCCAGGUCGUCAAGAGGAAGGGGAUUAAGGUUUCGAAAGACUCGGAGAUGAUUGGGAGCUACGCGCCCAACACGGAUAAGCAAACCACAUACACUAAGAAAUUCCAGGAGGAGGAAGCACCUUCUGGCAUGCUCGCGCGUGGUCACUAUAAUGCCAUUUCUAGCUUUGUCGACGACGACAAGAAGACGCAUCUUCAGUUCGAGUGGAGCUUUGACAUUGCCAAGGACUGGUAG
Molecule: messenger RNA, 606 nt
Organism: Emericellopsis cladophorae
Lineage: Eukaryota; Fungi; Ascomycota; Sordariomycetes; Hypocreales; Bionectriaceae
Product: RHO protein GDP dissociation inhibitor containing protein
Exons: 3
Coding region: 1-606 (201 amino acids)
Biological process (GO): Rho protein signal transduction
Cellular component (GO): membrane; cytoplasm; cytosol
Molecular function (GO): protein binding; Rho GDP-dissociation inhibitor activity
Source: RefSeq, a predicted model, not a curated record